CUAAUUGAUAAGUGCCGAAGAGAAGGCCGGCACACAUUUUCAAUCAAAAGAUCGAAGUUGGCUUUUCACUACACAAGCCUAGGACUUCAAAACUGUGCUCUUUCCUAGUUUUGGGUAAAGAGAGAUGAUGAGUUCGGUAGAAAAAGCAACCAAAAAACUGCAUGCAGUUUUAGUCCCAUUCCCAGCACAAGGCCAUGUUCACCCCGUGAUGCAAUUAGCCAAGCUUCUUCACUCAAAGGGCUUCCACAUAACCUUUAUCAACACCGAGUUCAACCACAACCGUUUAAUUCGAUCUAAAGGUCCCGACUCCGUUAAGGGUCUUCCAGACUUUGUGUUCGAGACCAUACCGGACGGGUUGCCCCCUUCGGAUAAGGAUGGAACCCAAGAUAUUCCAGCUUUAUGUGACUCCAUUAAGAAAAUUUGUCUUGGCCCAUUUAAAGAACUGGUGAAGAAGAUCAACACCACAUCUCAAGUGCCACAAGUUACGUGUAUAAUUGCAGAUGGUGUCAUGGGCUUUGGGAGACAAGCUGCUCAAGAAUUAGGCAUUCCAGAGGUUCAAUUUUGGACUGCCUCUGCUUGUGGCUUCAUGGGGUACUUGCAAUACGGUGAACUCAUCAAACGUGGCAUCAUUCCGUUCAAAGAUGGGAAUUUCAUGCAUGAUGGCACACUCGAUACACCAAUUGAUUGGAUCCCAGGCAUGAGAAAUGUUCGGCUCAAGGACAUCCCGAGUUUCAUUAGAGUUACUGAUCUCAACGACAUAAUGUUUAAUUUCAUGGGAUCCGAAGUAUGGAGCUGUUUGAACUCUUCUGCAAUCAUCUUCAACACAUUUGACGAAUUCGAACACGAAGUGUUAGAGGUAAUAUCGACAAUGUUCCCCAACAUUUACACCAUUGGCCCCCUUAAUUUGCUUGGUAGGCAUUUCCCCGAAAACAGUUUGGUCAAGUCACUUAACUCAAGCUUAUGGAAAGAAGACACAAAAUGUUUGGAAUGGCUUGAUAAAAAGAAACCCAAUUCAGUUGUGUACGCAAAUUAUGGAUGCAUAACGACGAUGACUGACCAACAUUUGAUCGAGUUUGCCUGGGGGCUAGCAAAUAGCAAGCACCCAUUUUUGUGGAUAGUUAGGGCUGAUGUGUUAAAGGGUGACUUACCAAUUUUACCCGAUGAAUUUUUUGACGAGAUUAAGGAUAGGGGUUAUAUUGCAAGUUGGUGUGCACAGGAGCAAGUGUUAGCUCAUCCAUCUGUUGGGGUUUUCCUAACACACAGUGGUUGGAAUUCUACCAUUGAAACUAUAUCUCAUGGUGUGCCUGUAAUUUGUUGGCCUUUCUUUGCAGAGCAACAAACGAAUUGUCUGUACUCAUGCACAACGUGGGAAAUUGGAAUGGAGCUGAGCCCCGAUGUGAAGCGCCACGAAAUUGAAGCACUUGUUAAGGAAAUGCUAGAAGGAGAAGGGGGGAUGAAGAUUAGGGGAAAAGCAAAGGAAUGGAAGAAAAAAGCCGUUGAAGCUACUGAUGUUGGAGGAUCAUCGUACAAUAAUAUUGAGAGAUUGUUUAAGGAGGCACUCCAACUUGGUGAAUGAAUUGCUACAUAAUGAGGAACACGUUUGGUCCCCUUUCAUGAACUAUCAAAUAUGCUUUUAUUGUUUAUGUUUGAUAAUUUGGAUCUCAGUUUUUCUAGUUGUUGUAGCCCCUCACUAUAAAUAAACAACAUCACAUGUUGUAGUCGAUGUUAAUCAUUGUCUCUAUCAUGUCUCUAA
Messenger RNA from Malus domestica (apple), 1753 nucleotides. Its product is annotated as linamarin synthase 2-like. Gene Ontology annotation, molecular function: quercetin 3-O-glucosyltransferase activity; quercetin 7-O-glucosyltransferase activity. NCBI's taxonomy places the organism in Eukaryota, Viridiplantae, Streptophyta, Magnoliopsida, Rosales, Rosaceae. The record is from RefSeq and is a predicted model, not a curated record.